This is a messenger RNA of Melospiza georgiana, 1387 nucleotides long. RefSeq names its product solute carrier family 66 member 1 (gene SLC66A1). The record is from RefSeq and is a predicted model, not a curated record. The transcript has 7 exons. Lineage: Eukaryota; Metazoa; Chordata; Aves; Passeriformes; Passerellidae. The coding region runs from base 1 to 915 and encodes 304 amino acids.
AUGGCUGCGCGGCGCUGGAGGGGUCUCCCCUCGGGGAAUCUCUCCGAUUGUCCCAAUGGCUCCCGCUGGAUCAUGGAUGUGUUCCAUGAGUGUGCCCAGGACAGCCGGGAUGUCGCCAGCAUCGUCCUGGGGCUGGGCUCCAUCGGCUGCUUCAUCGCCGCAGCCUUCCCGCAGUUCUACCAGGCGUGCCGAACGGGCAUCAUGGACCAGGCCCUCUCCAUCUAUUUCCUGCUGGGAUGGCUGGGCGGAGACCUCCUCAACCUCAUCGGCUCCUUCCUGGCUGAUCAGCUGCCCCUGCAGGUGUACACGGCCAUUUACUACGUGCUGGCAGACCUGGCCAUGCUGUCCCUGUACUGCUACUACCGGGUGAAGAACAGGGGCAGAGCCUUCCCUGCUCCCAUCAAUGCAGCCUUUGUGUUCCUCUCCGUGGGGUCCCUGCCCAGCCUCUCCCUCCUGGGCAGUGCCAGCCCCGAGGCUCCAGAGGCUUUCAAAGGGAGAUCUCUGCUGUCAGCUCCUGGGGAUGAGCUUGGAGCAAAGCCUUUCUCCAGGACUGAAAUCAUCGGAUUUACCAUCGGCUCCGUCUCCUCCGUGCUCUACCUGUGCUCCCGAGUGCCCCAGAUCUGCACCAACUACAAGAGGAAGUCCACCAGUGGGGUCUCCUACUCCCUCUUUGCCCUGGUGAUGCUGGGCAAUUCCCUGUAUGGGCUCAGUGUGCUCCUGAAGAACCCAGAGCCAGGCCAGGGCCAAGGUGAUUACAUCCUGCACCACCUGCCCUGGCUGGUGGGCAGCCUGGGUGUGCUGGCCCUGGAUGUGGUUAUCUCCUUCCAGUUCCUGGCCUACAGGAAAGGACGGCCUGGCAGCCUCGAGGAGAGGGGGGCUCUCCUGGGGGAGCCAGAGGAGAGCCCUGAGAGCUGACAGAGGGACCUGCCCUGCACGGAGAGGAGGAGGAGGAUGCACAUGAGGAAGGCACGUGCCUUAGGGCUGGCCAGACCAGCCCCUCCAUCCUGGUGGCUCCUGGCAGAAGAGGCCCUGAGCCUGUGGGUGACACGUUGUGCUGCCAAGGUGGUGGCAGAGGAUGCUGCUGGGACACCUGGUGCCUCUGAUACCAAUGAUGCUUUCAGGAUAAAAGGGAAUUUUUGGAUACCUCAGCUGCUCUUUGCUGCUCCAGUGCCCCACAGCUGAGCCUGGGCACUGCUGUGUCUGCCAGGGCUGAUCUGGAGCUUCCUUGGUGCUGGAAAACGUGGGGAGGGGACAGAGUGACUGACCUGCCACAGACACAGCCCUGUGGCCUCACAGCUGCCCCCCCAGCUCCUUCUGGAGACACACGGGGCUGGAUCCAGUGGGGAAGGAGCAGCAGAACCAAAGUGCUCAGUCCACACCUGUUUUA